AUGGAAUUUGAGGGUGAAGAGCUGGAGCAGAAUUUGAUGGUGCUAAGAGCUGAGGUUGAGGCACUAAGGUGCCCGACAAAAUAUGAAGAAGUUAGUGCAGCCUUGAAAAUGACAAUGAAAGAUUGGCAGAAAGUGGAGAGCAACAGGGCUUUGGGGUACACCAGGAAUUCAAUUCAAACAGCACAGCAAAACAUGAAGGCUGCAUGCGACUGUGAAAGGGAAUGUAUCACUGUGAAAAAAUCCAAUGACCCACAAGUAUUGAUGAUGUGGAACUGGGUGGCACAGGCCCCAAAGGCUCACACAAAGCCUACUGUCAAGAAAUGGCCACAUACACACUCUGAGUCAGCUGGAAACCCUGCUCCUCAUGAAAGCCUGGCUCACAUAUUUGGCUACCUCUCUGAUCUCUCCAUGGAUACUGAAGACAAGGAAGAUACCACUGAGUCCACUGAGUCAUUUUCACACCAUCCCAUGGUGCCACCACUGAAAUGUUGA
This is a messenger RNA of Suillus subaureus, 492 nucleotides long. RefSeq lists its product as uncharacterized. The transcript is spliced from 2 exons. Lineage: Eukaryota; Fungi; Basidiomycota; Agaricomycetes; Boletales; Suillaceae. The record is from RefSeq and is a predicted model, not a curated record. The coding region runs from base 1 to 492 and encodes 163 amino acids.